CCUGACUGCGUCAUCAUUGAGGGCCUAGAAGGUAAAUUUGUUGACUGGUCGAGUUUUAGCGACAGCAGCUCUUCUUUUCGGACAUUGUGCCGCGGAAUAAGCCUCUGCAGAGCGGCCGUGGGUGCGCUGGUGUCCCCGUGAGGUGCUUUCUUCCUCUGAGGUCAAGCAAUUUUGUUGAUUUAUUGCCAUGGCGUCUCCAGGGGGGCAAGGAGGGGUUUUGUCCACACGAGGAGGCGGGGCCACGCGGAGGAUGAAGUGGGCUCUGGAGCUGAGCCUUGGAAACACCAGGGGUCGGGGGGAUCGGCAGGGGGCUCAGGGAGACGUGGUUUAUCCCAUUGGAUACUCGGAGAAACCCGUCCCAGACACCAGCAUCCAGGAGACAGACAAGAACCUGGUGGAGAAGCGCUGCUGGGAUGUGGCCCUGGGGCCCCUGAAGCAGAUCCCUAUGAACCUGUUCAUCAUGUACAUGUCUGGAAACACCAUCUCCAUCUUCCCCAUCAUGAUGGUCUGCAUGAUGGCGUGGAGGCCAAUCCAAGCUCUCAUGUCCAUGUCAGCCACCUUCAAGCUGUUGGAGAGCUCCAGCCAGCAGUGGCUGCAGGGGCUGGUUUACCUGGUGGGGAACCUUCUGGGCUCAGCGUUGGCCAUCUACAAGUGUCAGUCCAUGGGGCUGCUCCCCACGCACUCGUCUGAUUGGCUGGCUUUCAUCGAACCUCCUCAGAGAAUGGAGAUCAUGGGAGGGGGGAUGGUGCUGUGAAGCCCGAUGGCCACCCCCCCCGCUACCCCCCAACCACAGUCCUACGUGUUCUCUCCCUUGGCAGCAGGAGGUGCCGCACCACUUCAUUCAUUUUCCAUCUUUUUCAGGAAAGUUGCAUUCAUUUGCUGACUGAUGCUUGUGAGCUGGUUCCCUCCUGGAUCUGCUCAGGUUUCUUCUUGUGUGUUUUCAUGCUAACCGGCUUUAAUUUCUGUAGAUUUGUUUCUGUGAAAUGUUCUAAUAAAAUUAUAAUUAUUAUA
Oryzias latipes (Japanese medaka) is the source of this 1011-nucleotide messenger RNA. RefSeq names its product ER membrane protein complex subunit 4 (gene emc4). Lineage: Eukaryota; Metazoa; Chordata; Actinopteri; Beloniformes; Adrianichthyidae. The record is from RefSeq and is a predicted model, not a curated record.